Molecule: messenger RNA, 1793 nt
Organism: Cajanus cajan (pigeon pea)
Lineage: Eukaryota; Viridiplantae; Streptophyta; Magnoliopsida; Fabales; Fabaceae
Product: PI-PLC X domain-containing protein At5g67130
Biological process (GO): lipid metabolic process
Molecular function (GO): phosphoric diester hydrolase activity
Source: RefSeq, a predicted model, not a curated record
UUAUUUAACAUAGAUAUGUUUUGGUUAAGAGAAGAUGAUUAGUGAACACCCUGACAGAUAAAGGUGCUAUAAAAUGGUUCACGUUUAGCUCCCACGUCUUGUUCACAUCUUGCAUUGCACUCUUUUGGAAUUCAAAUUUCGCAUUCAAUCUCUGUAACCGACAGAUAAAGGCGACAAUACCUCAUCUUCCCUCUCACACUAUCAAUAAUCAUGCACCUACAGAAGCCGACACUCGCAACGACCCUUUUCGCUGUUUUGCUCCUUAUCCAUUUCUCAUAUGCUCUCAAGGAAGGACAAACAUGCGUGGCAAACAGGAACUGCGACUCGGGUUUGCAUUGCGAAACGUGCGUGGCGAAUGGAAACGUGCGACCACGGUGUACUCGCAUACAGCCAAUCAACCCCACUUCAAAGGUAAAAGGUUUGGCGUUUAAUCGGUAUUCAUGGCUGACGACGCAUAAUUCAUUUGCGGUUUUGGGUCAGAAAUCAAAGACGGGUUCUGUUAUUCUGGCUCCCACGAAUCAGCAGGACACCAUCACAGACCAGCUUAAUAAUGGUGUACGAGGGUUGAUGCUUGACAUGUACGACUUCCAGAAUGAUGUUUGGCUGUGUCACUCAUUUGGUGGCCAAUGCUACAACUAUACAGCUUUUCAACCUGCCAUCAAUGUUCUCAAAGAGAUUCAAGUAUUUCUAGACUCAAACCCAUCAGAGAUUGUUACAAUUUUCAUUGAGGAUUAUGUAACAUCUCCAAAAGGCCUAACAAAGGUGUUUGAUGCUGCUGGACUGAGAAAAUUCUGGUUUCCAGUGUCGAGAAUGCCCAAAAAUGGUGGAAAUUGGCCAACGGUAGAUGAUAUGGUCAAGAAGAAUCAGCGUUUAGUAGUCUUCACUUCAAAAGCAUCUAAGGAAUCUUCUGAAGGGAUAGCUUAUGAAUGGAGAUAUUUAGUGGAAAACCAAUAUGGAAAUGGAGGGAUGAAGGCUGGUUCAUGCCCAAAUCGUGCAGAGUCACCAGCUAUGAACACAACAUCAAGAUCAUUAGUUCUAGUGAAUUUCUUUAGAGAUAUUCCAGAUGUGACCAAAUCUUGCAAGGACAAUUCGGCUCCUUUGCUUAGCAUGGUCAAUACUUGUUAUGAAGCAGCUGCCAAACGUUGGCCUAAUUUCAUUGCUGUUGAUUUCUACAAGAGGAGCGAUGGAGAAGGAGCUCCAGAAGCAAUAGAUGUUGCCAAUGGUCAUCUAGUAUGUGGAUGUGAAAACAUAGCCUCGUGUAAGGCUAACAUGACAUUUGGAGCAUGUCAGCAACCUGAGGCUAUAGCCACUCCUCCCAAUGCAGCAGCACGUGACUCUAGCUUUGGCAUUAGAAAUUGCAAGCCAGUGUGGUCUUAUGCCACCAUUGUUUUUGGGGCUAUGCUCGUGGCAUUGUGAACAUAAUUCCCCUUGAUAAAAUGCAUGCAGAAGAGAGUAGGAGAAAGUGUGUGAAGAAAAGAAACCAUUUUUGGGUGCUGUGCAAUGGUUUUUAUUUGAUUUUAAUUUUGAGAGAGGAGCUUUGGAAGGUGUAGUUGUAAUUUUUAAGUCAUAGUGGGUAUGCAAUGGAUUCUGAUCUCUAACUUAAUAUUGCUGAGUUAUGAGUGUGCAACAUGUGGUGAAGGGUAUGCUAUCAUUGAUUUAAUGGCGCACUCGAACCAAAAAUUAUACAAUCCAUGUAACAAUUAUCCAUGGGUAUAUUUGACAUAGCUAUACACCUUGUGUAAGAUAAGCCUUUAAUAUACCACUGACUCAGAGUACUACUAUUAUUUUUUUAA